This is a messenger RNA of Aspergillus versicolor CBS 583.65, 1507 nucleotides long. RefSeq lists its product as uncharacterized. Gene Ontology annotation, molecular function: O-methyltransferase activity. Bases 165 to 1445 code for a protein of 426 amino acids. The transcript has 4 exons. The record is from RefSeq and is a predicted model, not a curated record. Lineage: Eukaryota; Fungi; Ascomycota; Eurotiomycetes; Eurotiales; Aspergillaceae.
GUUUAAUUCGAUGUCAGUGGAUGUAGUUUGCUGCUGUAUGCUGGCUGACUCGAGUAUUGCCUCGCGCUUCGGAGCCCGAAGGGCCGACGUGCAUGCAGUCUUGAUAUAAAGGAUCCUUGCCUGUACACAAUUGGAUAGUGCAGUCUGAGAUUCUAAGCGUGGCCAUGGCACUGAAUACUACGAUUGUCGACCUGGCGAGGAAGAUUACUGCCGCUGCUGAGGUGAUUGACGGCUUCACCACUGAGAAUAACUUCAGUCUCUCCUUCGACGCCGACUCUGCUGAUCCUGCUACUCUCCAUGGCGAGAAUGCGCAAGCAUACCAGCAAGCCCGGAUCACCGCUGUCGAGGCAGCAACCGAAAUGAACGCUCUACUAUCCGGGAACAACGCUGUCUUUCUCGAUCUAUGCACUUAUUACCACGCAGCAUCCGCCCUGCGAGCGGUCUUGACAUUCAACCUCGCCUCGUCAAUCCCUUUAACAGGAAGUACAACCUACGAAGCGAUAGCCCAGAAGACAGACACCGGCAACCUGGACAAAAAAACAAUCCAGCGCCUGUUCGCCAUCCUAACAAGCUACCACAUCUUCAAGCAGCCCUCGCCCGGACACAUCGCACACACCCGCCUCUCCAAAGCCAUGCUUACAAACCCCAGUCUCUCCGCCAUGGUGCAAUUCGGGUUCGAAGAGGUCUACGGCUUCUCAUACCACCUCGUCGAGGCAUUGAAGAAGUGGGGGCCUAGCGAGGAGCCGAAUGAGACUGGGUUUAAUGCCUCCACGGGCAGCGAGGCGACGUUUUACGAAUAUAUCGACGAGAAGCGCAAUCAGGGCAAGUCCAGCUCGUUUACGGCUAUGCUGGAGGAGACGGCGGAGUAUGAGUUUUGGGAUAUGGAUGUGGUUGUGCGCGGGUUGGAGUGGGAGGGGGUGGAUCUUCUUGUUGAUGUUGCUGGGUCUGUUGGACACGUCAGCAUUGAACUGGCGAAACGGUAUGAGCAUCUGCAGUUUAUAGUGCAGGACUACGACACCGUUAUUCGACGAGGAGAGGACGCAUUGCCUGCUGAGCUGAAAGACCGGAUCAAAUUCGAAGCAAAGGAUAUAUUCGAAAAGCAGGAAACUAUCCCUGGUAAGAAAGUCGUCUACUUCCUCCGGGCGAUCCUGCACAACUGGAGCGACAAGUACGCCCGGCGCAUCCUGCAGGCGAUUGUGCCAGCCAUGAAGCCUGAGGAUCGCAUUGUGAUUAACGAGCAGAUUGUCUCGGACGGGACGUCGCUGUUGACGGAGCGGAUGGCAAGAUUCAGCGACAUGACGAUGUGGGCUGGGUUCAAUGGCCAGGAACGGACAGCAGAGCAGUUCGAGGAGCUGGUCAGGUCAGUGCCAGGGCUAGAGAUUGUGCAGAUCAGCCCUGGGCUGGGAUUGGGGAUUGUUGAGAUAUGCAGUGAUGGUGUUCUUUAGUAGUGAUGGUGUUCAAGUUGUUGUUGUUGGAUAACGCCAUCGGCUAAACACUUGCCCGUCAA